AUGUCACAACAUCCGGAAGAAGGUGAAUCAUCAGUCAAUGAUGAAACACGAGCAAUCGAAGAAGUUAUCAAUGCAUUCAUGUACUAUGGGAAGUUCGGAACUGAGAAAAUACUCAAAACUAUUCAACAAAUGAAAAACUAUCCUCAAGAUUUUCAAAUAUUGGUUGUCAACAAAAACAAAGAGUUCGUUGAAAGUAUGAAACAGAGAAUUGAGCAUAAUCAUAGUAUUCUCAAAAUGAUCUCCAACAGUGCAUCAGGAAUGAUAGGAGAAAACCACACAAAGGCUUUACGAAUUCAUCAAGCAAGGCGUCCUACAGGAGAAUUUCUAUCCAAAGUGCUGAGCACGAUUCGUCAAAUUUGUCGUGAAUGGUCUUCAGAAGGGUUACCAGAAAGAGAAGCGACAUUUAAACCGAUAAUUGAGGAAUUAAAUUCAAUCUUUCCGACCGAAACAGAACGACAUAAUAUUCGAAUUCUGGUUCCAGGAUGUGGUCUUGGAAGAUUGGCUCAUGAUUUGAUAGAACAAGGAUACACAGUUCAAGGAAAUGAAUUCAGUUAUUUCAUGUUGUUUACUUCGUUUUUCAUUUUGAAUUGCUGCAAAGAGGUCGAUCAGUUCACAAUUUAUCCGUAUCUUUUCGAUAAAAGUAAUUGCUGGAAGUCAGAAGAUCGUCUUCGAGGAGUCACUUUCCCGGAUAAAACUCUCAUUUCUUCAGUAACUAAUCGGCCGAAUUCAUUCUCGAUGUGUGCUGGAGACUUUUUAGAAAUAGUCAAAGAUACUCAAUUCGAUGCAAUCGUCACUGCCUGGUUCAUUGAUACAGCAAAUGACAUUUUCAAAUACAUUGAUGCUAUCUACGACGCUUUACCGGAAAAUGGUAUAUGGAUAAAUGUGGGUCCGUUGACAUGGCACUUCGAAGAUAUCGCUGGGGAAAUGUCGAUAGAGCUACCGUAUUCUGAUAUUAUGCUACGUAUUCGUCAGAAGGGUUUCGAAGUUGUGUCGGAAAAAGAAAUUGAUAGCAAGUACACAGUUAAUCGACUAUCAAUGCUUCAAAAUCAAUUCAACUGUGCGUACUUUUACGCAAGAAAAGGCGGCCAGAAGCCACAGUAG
Caenorhabditis remanei is the source of this 1101-nucleotide messenger RNA. RefSeq lists its product as uncharacterized. The transcript has 5 exons. Gene Ontology annotation, molecular function: S-adenosylmethionine-dependent methyltransferase activity. NCBI's taxonomy places the organism in Eukaryota, Metazoa, Nematoda, Chromadorea, Rhabditida, Rhabditidae. The coding region runs from base 1 to 1101 and encodes 366 amino acids. The record is from RefSeq and is a predicted model, not a curated record.